GUUGUCAAAUGAUUACUGACUGGCAGUAGCAGUAAAGUCCGCUGUCCAAAAUCUUUGCAACCUACUUUUUUUAGGUUGAAUGUAUUGUGUAAGGUUAGUCUGGCGAUUAUCAAAAAUAAUUCUAAUGUAUGUAGAGGUGUGAAAUAUAAUUUGUGUAUGAACAGUAGUUGGUGUAAAUAUGUCAGGAGAUGACUCAAAUAUGUCUGUAGAUGAGUACGAUGAAGUGACUUUACAGGAUGAGCUGCGAAAUAUUCGGAGUUUUAUACAUUUAACAAGGGGUAAUAUUGAUGCUCUCAACGCUAAAUUUGCUUGUUUUCAACACCCUCCAUCAAUUUAUUUAGCAGAAUAUCAAGAGCUGACAAGUAAACUUCACGAUUACGAGGUUAGGGAACACCAGUUGAUAGAAGAAAUUACUAGUGUAAAUGCGUUUGCUCAGGAAAGUGAUACUGGUAACGCAACAUCUGUAGAAAAUGUGAGUAUUACCGGUAUUAGUAUUUGUAGAACGAUACCAUUAAGAUCUGUAAUUAGAGCUCACCUUCCGAACCAACAGCGCACAAGUGUUCAGGUGAGGGUUGGUCAGUCAGUUCGUGAUUCACUGUCCAAGGCAAUGAGCUUUCGAAACAUUACUCCUUCUAUGUGCACUGUGUACACUCUCAAUCAUGAGCAAAUAGAAUGGGAUGCAGAUAUUUCCACAAUUGACUGUGACGAAAUAAAGGUAGAAAUCAUUGAUAAGUUUCCAGUUACUACCAGUAUAUCUCACAAUUUCAUUAGAAAGACAUUUUUCUCGCUGGCGUUCUGUGAGUGUUGCAGGCGGCUUUUGUUUCAAGGUUUUUAUUGUAGGACGUGUGGUUAUCGGUUCCAUCAGAGGUGUGCAGCUGGUGUGCCGGCACUAUGUCAACAAGUUAGAAUGGAGGAAACCUACUAUCAAGCGCUACUGGCGAGGAAUGCAGAAGAAAAGGCUGGCAUACUAAUGCCAUCGGAUUAUGGUAUGAACAGAUCAUCCGAUCAACGACAUCCAAGGGCGUUCAGCCACGGAGAGAGAUCGAGCUCAGCACCGAAUGUCUGUAUAAAUGUAGUCAAUCUACCAGGAACAACUGACUCUACUGGUUUGGAGGGCUUUGUGCAUUUGGCCACUAACAUUCCAAAUCCCGCAACAGGCUCGUCGAGGCUGUCGCACAGUCAGAGUGCGCAGGCGUCGCCGACGAACGCGCUGAGGCCGUGGAGGCCUAGAGCCCGCAGUGCUGACGAAAGCGCCAACAAGAAGAUUCAUCGUGACUCGAGCAAUAGAGAGCCCUGUGAGAACUGGGAAAUAUUGGCCGAAGAAAUUCUUAUCGGCCCACGCAUUGGCUCCGGCUCGUUUGGAACUGUUUUCAAGGGACACUGGCAUGGCCCGGUUGCUGUGAAAACGCUCAACGUAAAAGACCCGACACCUGCACAGUUGCAGGCGUUCAAAAACGAGGUCGCCGUACUCAGAAAAACCAGGCACGUCAACAUUCUUCUCUUCAUGGGCUGUGUUAGCAAACCUCAACUGGCUAUUGUUACUCAGUGGUGUGAGGGCUCUAGUCUCUACAGGCAUCUGCACGUUCUAGAUUCAAAGUUCGAAUUGCACACGUUAAUUGAUAUUUCAAGGCAGACGGCACAGGGUAUGGAUUAUUUGCAUGCUAAGAACAUUAUUCACCGCGAUCUAAAGAGUAAUAAUAUAUUUUUACACCACCCGGCUGUGAAGAUCGGUGAUUUCGGUCUAGCGACUGUGAAGACAAAGUGGUCGGGAGGACAGCAGUUUCACCAGCCUUCGGGUUCCGUCAUGUGGAUGGCACCAGAAGUGGUAAGGAUGAAAGAGGAGAACCCGUACAGUUUCCAGUCGGAUGUCUAUGCUUAUGGAAUUGUGUUGUAUGAACUGUUCUCUGGUGAACUGCCGUACGGCGCUGACCUCAACAUGGAUGUCAUUUUGUACAUGGUUGGGCGAGGUUGGAAGCGUCCGGACCUGGACAAGCUGCACUCGGAGACGCCCAAGGCGCUGAGGCGGCUGACUGAGGACUGCACAAAGUUCAACCGCGAGGAGAGGCCUCUCUUCAGACAGAUCCUUGCCUCGCUUGAGAGUCUGUCGCGCGCCCUGCCCAAGAUCCAGCGAUCGACGUCCGAGCCGACGCUCAACCGCACUCAGCUGCAGUCCGAGGACUUUCUGCUCUACCCCUGUCCUUCGCCCAAGACGCCCGUCAACGCUCAGUAUGGAGCAUUUCCUUUCUGCUCGCUUGGCGGCGUCAUCUAAGCAAUCAGGUAAACUCAUCACUACACUUGAAACACAAUGCUAAUAAUGUCCAAUAGCUACAAUUUUUUUAUUCCAAUUGAAUCAUGUCAAGAAUGAAACUGCAACUAUUAGCAGUAUCUCCACACACACUGUCUCGUAUACAGGAAAAAUAUAAACUGAGUAAGAUUCGAUCAAAUCAGAUUCAUAAUAUAUUUAUUAAUGUAUAAAUUUAUUAAUUAUUAGAUUUUAUUGUAUUACAAGUAUGAAAGUGAUGACUCCUAUUUUAGGUAACUACAGUCAAUUCCAUUGCAAAAAAAUCAGUUCUAUUACUCAUGUGAUUGUCAUUACUCUGAUUUUGUUUUCUCAUUAAAAUUUGUGUGUGUAGAAUUAAUAAAUGAUCUUUUUGAGUUAAUGAUUGCAGGGGGGCGUGAGGCGGUAGAAAAAGUCCGUUUUAUCCUUGGUACAGUAUUAUAUUUAUUAGAAAACAAUUAUUCCUAUCUAUUGCCCGGAUGAGCUUGGUUAAAUUUUUCUGAUUAUUGUAGAAGAGAGUGGUGAAGAAAGUAAUUCAUUGUAGCUUGACGAGAUGGAAAAAUCGUAUGAUUGUCCCACUAAUAUAAAUUCUGUUUGGACUUUUAAUCAAAUUAAAUCUAGCGUGACAUUAUUAUCUGAAUUGUGUUUCAAGUGAAGUUCAAUGAAUCACUUAUAAACCAUGUUGUUUUAUACUGGACUUGUAUUACUGUACAACACAUGUACGAGCACGAGCAGUGUUGGUAACAUCAAUAAUCAUCACUAUUAGUAAAUUACUUCAUUCGCCUGUACAUUCCUUGAAUGCUGUUUCAAUAUUAUAUAUUUAUUUCAAGUUCUGAACGGCUAGUCCAGUACUGUAUGAGCAAGCUUUAAUUUGUUUUAUUGAAUCGAAGAGUAAGACUGUACAAAACUAUAUUUAUUGAUCUGUUACUCAAUUUGAAAACUAUUGAAAUUUUUUCUCAAGCGUAAACUUGAAAGUAAAUCAAUAAUAAUGCAAGUGCUGAUAUCAAUGUAAUAUUGAUUUUUUUCUCUAUGUAGGCUGAAAUGUAAAGCGCAAGGCAGUGUGGCCAACUUAAGACUGUGUAAAUUUUAUCGUUUUCAAAUGGAUUCUUUUAUCAUUCAAAUGAAUAAGGUUAGGCUUCCCCUUCCCUAAUACUUUUCGAUACAUCAUUUCUCAUUAGGCCUAUGCCAAAUGUUAUAUUUUUCAUUUUUUCCAGACAUUAUAAUUAAAAUAACUGGGAUAAUUUUUCGUUACUCAGUCUUUAUUUUUACAAAUAUUAGCCCAUAUUACACAUCAUUGUUGAGAAAAAACUUCAUUGUGUAAAAUUAUUAAUUUCUAAUAAUCGUCAUUAUUUUUCAAUUAAUUUAAAAACUGAGUAAAUUCCUCUGUGAGUUUUAAAUUGCUUUCACAUUUGUGUUAAUCCCAUCAUUUUCCAAAACAAAAUAUGUACAAUUUCAUUCGGAUUCUUCGAAAUUCUCUAUUUCAUCUGAAUUAUUUUUUAUGGAAUUUGUUCAAUAGAGUGAGGUCUACGUUAUAAUGGGUUUUAACAACGUAGAAAUAUAAUUAACAAAAUAUUAUCUCAAUCAUGAUAAUUUAUUAUUAAUCCAUUAAAAAAUAUAUUUUUUAAACAAUAAAAUAUAAUUUAUUAUUUUAAACAAGAACGAAAAGUUAGGCCCGGUAGCACAAAAGCCGGUAAAAUUUUAACUGUGAUUAAUUUCACGUGAACCAAUCAGAAAAGACCUUUUGAUAAGACGGCUCCUCUGAUUGGUUCUCGUGGAAUUAAUCACGGUCAAUAUUUAACCAGCUUUUGUGCAACCGGCAUUAAUAUUACACCGGUUUCAGCUAUCCUCUAUAGAAAGCAGUGGCAAGACAGAGAAUCGGCACUACUGGUUCCCUAUCUUUCUCCACUGAAAUUGUAACGUGGGCCUCUCUAUAGAAACACAAACGAAUUUUAGGCUACAAACAUGAAAAUACUGUUGUGAAUGUAACAUGAACCUCACUAUAGAAUAAAUUCAUUAUAAAGUUUCAAUCAAAUUUAUAGAUUUUUAGGAAUUUAAUUUUUUGCAUUGAAGUAGUUUUUUAAAGAAAUUUCUAUUAGGCUGAGGAAUAAAUUCUAGUCCAUAAACAGCCUUAACAAAUGCUCGAUCAGUUACAAUAAUAUAGUAUAAUCGGUUUAAACUAAAAAAAAAUAAUGAAAGGUCGCAGCAUUUACAGAUUCAGUAAAAGUCCAAAUUGUACAACAGGAGCACGAUCAGAUUUUAGUAUUAACAAUUGUUUGAAACGCUGUUGUAAUUUCUUAUAAGUUGGUAUCAAUGCAAAACAAGGUACCGGUGUGUAGAAAUCGACAGUAGAGGUCAUGAAAUGUAAGCGCAACCAAAGUUUCUAACUGAUAUUAGAAAAUUAUUGGUUUUUUCUGUUGAACAUAUUAUUAAAUUAAAAAUUGAGAGAGAAUCAGCUAACAGUAGUAAACAAACGCGUUUGACUUUUACUGUCUUCUUUUACCAUGGUAUCGAGGAAUCCAAUAAGUUGAAAUCCUGUAUGAAAAUUCAGUUCUUUUAUAGUAUUUUGAAUUAAAUAUUCAAGUAAUUAAAUAUAAUCAUCUGCUUUCAAAUUAUUUUUUGCUGUUUCAUGGGCAACACAAAGUAUUAUUUCUAUGUAAAUCUUAUGAUGUAAAAAUAAUUUGUUUUUAAUGCUUCUAGACAACCAUAUAUUUUUGAGCCGUAUAUUUAUAAACGUUUCCUGAGAACUUCUUGGAGGUUAGCACAAAACAGGAUCAAUCAAAACAAUUUUAGUCCUCUAGCUGCUAGAAUCGUUUUCAUUGGAUCCUGUUAUUCCGUUGCUGGACAACGCAAGUGUUCUUGUCUUAGAAUGUUCUUAAGAAUCCUUCAGAUAAAUAUGGCUCAAAUUUCUCUUUCUUCGUCCUACUACAUUGUUAAAUCUAAACUUUCUUAGUAAAAUAUGAUACGGUACUACAUUUAGCAGACAUGUUUGAUUGACAAUUUCAUUCGUGAUCCUCUACACUAGAAUAUAUAUGGCCUAAUCUUAUUCUGAAUGUAAACUAUGUCAAUAGUAAUUUAUACAUUAUAUUAUUAUUCAAACAUGUAACUAAAAUUUAACACAGUCCAUUUGUUAGAGAGUUGUUAUUGUAAAUAAAACAAUAUAAAUAUUACAAAUUAUA
This is a messenger RNA of Nilaparvata lugens (brown planthopper), 5454 nucleotides long. RefSeq names its product raf homolog serine/threonine-protein kinase Raf-like. Gene Ontology annotation, molecular function: protein kinase activity; ATP binding. The transcript is spliced from 2 exons. The record is from RefSeq and is a predicted model, not a curated record. Gene Ontology annotation, biological process: protein phosphorylation; signal transduction. The coding region runs from base 179 to 2269 and encodes 696 amino acids. NCBI's taxonomy places the organism in Eukaryota, Metazoa, Arthropoda, Insecta, Hemiptera, Delphacidae.